This is a messenger RNA of Histoplasma capsulatum G186AR, 837 nucleotides long. RefSeq lists its product as uncharacterized. The transcript is spliced from 2 exons. The record is from RefSeq and is a predicted model, not a curated record. NCBI's taxonomy places the organism in Eukaryota, Fungi, Ascomycota, Eurotiomycetes, Onygenales, Ajellomycetaceae. The coding region runs from base 22 to 837 and encodes 271 amino acids.
CAGAGCUGACAGCUGCAGGUAAUGGUAACUUUAUUCCAAGGUCUGGAUUUGAAAGCCGCCGUUCUUCAUACUCGAUAUAGAAUAGCCCGGUCAAUCUUUGGAUCUUUAGGCCCAACCAUUGUUAGGGUUGGGUGGGAUUGUGUCAUUAAAGGGCCCUGCGACCCCCCUGAACUCGAAGCGCUCCUCUACAUUGCAGAGCACACUACUAUUCCAGUUCCUCGAGUUCGAUGUACCUACAAUGGGCCAGGCGGCAUCUAUAUCAUGAUGGAUUACAUUAAAGGCACAAACCUCGAAACUCUGUGGAUGCUCGGCCUGUUGAAGCCAGAGGAACAGGAUGCCAUUGUCAAUGAUAUGGCGGUUAUCUUAACUCAGCUUCGAGCGCUUCGUCCUCCUAAAGAAGGGGUAGUUGCAUCUGCUCAAGGUGGAGCUAUUCUUGAUUAUCGCAUCGGUAGUCAUCUUGUUGGGCCAUUUCAGUCUCAUGCCAACUUUCAUUCUUUCUUACGAGGUGGUGUUCCAUUGGAAACUACAGCUAAGGUUUUUGGGGAAGAGGUUGCAAUCUGCCAUCACAACAAUUACCAGACUUUUUUUUCACAUGCGGAUUUAGCCCCACGGAAUAUCAUUAUACGCAAGGGCAAGAUUGUGGGAGUUGUGGACUGGGCAUUAGCAGGCUGGUACCCAGAGUAUUGGGAUCUAACAAAGACAUACUACACUUCCUUCAAGGUGCCGGAGUGGUAUGAAAAAAUCAAACUUAAACUUCCUUCAUAUGAGGAUGAGCUCAUGGCAGAAAAGAUUCUUUGGAGGCUAUAUGAUGAACCAGGGAAUGUUAUGCGCAACUAG